Aspergillus udagawae is the source of this 1644-nucleotide messenger RNA. Its product is annotated as protein phosphatase regulator REG1. Bases 1 to 1644 code for a protein of 547 amino acids. Gene Ontology annotation, biological process: cellular response to glucose starvation; protein catabolic process in the vacuole. The record is from RefSeq and is a predicted model, not a curated record. The transcript is spliced from 2 exons. NCBI's taxonomy places the organism in Eukaryota, Fungi, Ascomycota, Eurotiomycetes, Eurotiales, Aspergillaceae.
AUGAUUGCUGUGCUACCUGUCUUGCGGGAAAAACGCUCUCAGUCUCCUCUGAAACUCCAGCGAUGCGCCAUGGCCCAAACUUAUUACUUGGACUCACCUGAUAUUGCCAUGUUCAAAAAUCCCCCACACCCUUACUCUCCGCGAGAUUGUCCUAGUCCGAUCACUUCCUCUGCCCCGUCCUCGGUUGCUCCCUCACCUCACUUCGCACCGACAACUGAGGAGCAGCUACCUCCUACUCCAGCAACCCUCAGCAGUUUGUCUCUCUCUGUGAGCAACGAUAGCGACGACGAGAUCAUCCUACCUUCAUAUGAUUCGAGCCACUUCAACGACUUGGACGAGCCUGUAUCAGCUGUUGCCUCGGACCAGGCCUCGGAGUCAUUUCUCACGGACCCCCCUUGUUUGCAUGUACAUGCACCGGCCGCUGAUGAUACUUCGGUUGAAGAGGAGCCGACCAGGCAUGUCGAUUAUCUCUCCCAUGAGUGGAAAGAGGAAGAUAUUUGGGCUUCUUGGAAAUAUGUCGUUUGCCGCAGAGACAUUUACAGCAAUGGCGCGAGAUUAGAGAAUGCCUCGUGGCGGACUUGGGCAAAGCUGAAGAAUAACUUGGGAACGGUGUCGCCCGAGACCCUCAAUUGGUUGAAAGAUUGCGAUGUAACAUGGCUGUAUGGUCCGUUGAAGUCCUGCGCCAAGUUUACAAAAGCGUCGCCGAGUAUCUCCCCGCCUCCGAGCUGCCUCGAAACCCCCUCGAUGUAUGCGGACAGGAAGCCGAUCUUGAAGAAAAGGACAGCGUCGGAGACUAUCUUGCAACGAUCGCUGUCUCAGCACACCCUCCUGCAACACGCAGGCGCUAUCUUAAAGGCGCAAGAGGCUGCUUCUUAUCGGACUUGGCCUUCUGUCUCAAGGCCCGAACUUGGACCUCGCCUGAAUACGUCGUCAGCCAAUCGUCCAUACGUUCCGCUCAGUUAUGCCUCUACUACAAAAGAGUCGUCUGGGGUGGCCUCUCCUAGCGGGAGGCGCCGUAUUCACUUCAAUAACGAGGUAGUGCAAUGCAUAGCUAUCGACGCCAAGGGUGCCGACGAUGACGACGACGAUGACGAGGAGGAGUGGCCGGUAGCUUCAGAAGACGAUGUUUUGUCGGACGACGGUAUCGUCAUGAUGAGACAGUCCCCGCCACAAGAGUCUGGGAGUCAUAAAAGUACGCCGCGUGGCAGUUUCAGCAGCGAGAACAAGAUAAUCGCUCCUCUCCCUCCGACUACCCUCAAGUAUCGAGGGGACACGCCAGAACCGCCAUCAGGCUCGAUGAUAGGGCGAUGGACAGGAUACUUUUCGAAAUCGACUGCCGCAUCUACACCUUCCGUACCGUCUGAUCCGGCGUUCAGCUUCUUUUUGGACAGCGAGGAUGACCAUGUGGAUUUCUGCUGGCAGCCGAGCCAGAGCCAAGGCGUCACAGACGGGAAUCGGCCGUGGUUUGUGAACCCUGAAGAUGAAGAAGAGGUUCACGGACAUCAGUGUUCGAACUCCAGUUUGAGUAAAUUUCUGGAUGAAGGAGACACCUCGAACGUCAGCAUAUUUGAUAGGGUUGUUGAUACUGUCAACACAGCCAGAGACAUUGCUCAUGUGAUAUGGAACGUUGGAUGGCGAAGGUGA